GAGGGGCCCAUUAAUAAAAGACAGCGCCGGCGCAGCCUCCACAGUCGCGGCGGACACCUCCAUUCCAAAAUGAGGACGCUGACUUUUACGUUGUGGGUGGUGCUCGCAUUCGCAGCAUCACUAGCUGUACCCAUACAAGAUGUGGAAAAGGACACCGAACUCUCCAGAGAGAAACGGUCACCAGGGGGCUGGCACUCACCACCACCAGAAGGAGUUUGGAAGAAAAAGCUCGUCUGGAAAGAAGAAUGGAAACAGAUUUGGAAAACAGAAAAGAAACUAAUUUGGAAAACUGAAUGGAAGAAAGAAAAAGUACCAGCUUGGAAAACAGAACAAGUCCAGCAAUGGAAAGAAGAAAAAGUACCCGCCUGGAAAGUAGUGCAGAAACCAAUCUGGAAGGAAGUCCAAGUCCCGAUAUGGAAGGAAGUUCAAGUACCAGACUGGAAGAAAGUAUGGAAACCAGUGUGGAAAGAAAUUCAAGUGCCUGUCACCAAAACCAUACAAGUACCCGAAUGGAAACAGUCAUACGUUCCUGCCUGGGUCAAGGAAGGAAUUCCCGGGGAAAAGUACCUAGGAAAGGACGAACAUGGCUGGGAAUACACUAGCCACGACUUAUGGAAGAAGAAAAUGAUCUGGAAGCCUGUAUGGAAGAAGAUAUGGAAGACUCAGCACAAACAGGAAUGGGUAACAGAGAAGAAACUGGAAUGGAAAGAGGAAUGGAAGCAGAUCUGGAGGACAGAAAAGAAGCAAGCUUGGGUAACUGAAAAGAAACAAGAGUGGAUCGAAGAGAAAGUCCAAAUCUGGAAGAUUGUUAAGAAGGAAGUUUGGGUACCUGUCCAGAAGAAAAUAUGGGUAGAAAAAUGGAAACAAAUCCAAGUACCUGUUUGGAAGACGAUAGAAGUACCGGCGUGGAAAAAGGUCUGGAAACCCGUCUGGCAAAAAGUCUGGGUGCCGGUACACCACGAACACCAUGAACACCACGGCUGGGACUGAAUACGUCCUGUCCAUGACAAAAUUCUGUACAUAUAUGUAGGAGUAACAGUUUUGGUCAUAGUCAUUUGUUAAAUAAUUGUUACCGAAAGAUACAAAGAGUUGUAAAUAUAUUAAGUAAAUACUCACGACACCAGUCUUAUGUAUUGGAUUGGUAAGUAAAACUAAUUAAAUAGAAUAAUUGGGCGUACGCGAAGGCGAAUGCUUUUGGCUUCCAGCGAUUGUUGAAUCGAGUUUAAAUUUUAAAUUGCAAGCGCGAAAUGUAUUUGGCUUUGCGUGCGCCACAGGAAGUGAACAUUACCAUUUACCAAAUUGUUUUAUAUUAUUCGUCCAUAAUAUUGGGUGUUCACAUCCUAACCCAUAUUUUGUUUCUUUUUAAAAACAGUCAAAUAAUGGAACGUCAUGCAGCUAUUAUUUGUAUGUUUAUAGUAUUUCUUAAGUCAACUUGAUUUGAAAUAAGUAUUAAGAUUACCAAAGUAAAAGGAAAAUUCAGUACCGGACAAAAUCAUUACAUUACUUAUUUCAAACUCAACAGGCUACAAAGAUUUAGUUAGGCUCUAAAAUGCUUAUAUUUUGUCGGAAAUGACAAUAACUUAAGCGUUUUUGUGUUGUUGUGUUUUUAAGAAAUCUCUAGUAAUUGAAAAUCAAAUUUUCUUUUUUUAUGUUGUUCGAUCUUAUACGAAAAUGUUUUUUAAUUACUAAUGAAACUGUAUUAAAAAUAACUGUCAAAGUAUUUUUUUUUCUCAAAGAAUAACUGUGCACUUUGACAUUUAUUGUUGAUCCAGAAUUGAUGAGGCUCAAAGAACGGGUAUGAGUCUGUGGAGGUGCUCAUAUCCAGGUUUUUGUAAGUACAAGUUUGUUUUUUAUUUUUAUUAUGUUGUGUCAGAUUAUUAAU
Ostrinia furnacalis (Asian corn borer) is the source of this 1882-nucleotide messenger RNA. Its product is annotated as antigen LPMC-61. The record is from RefSeq and is a predicted model, not a curated record. Lineage: Eukaryota; Metazoa; Arthropoda; Insecta; Lepidoptera; Crambidae. The transcript has 2 exons. Bases 70 to 990 code for a protein of 306 amino acids.